Messenger RNA from Gilbertella persicaria, 1608 nucleotides. Its product is annotated as Oxoglutarate and iron-dependent oxygenase degradation C-term-domain-containing protein. The record is from RefSeq and is a predicted model, not a curated record. The transcript has 2 exons. Gene Ontology annotation, molecular function: L-ascorbic acid binding; peptidyl-proline dioxygenase activity; iron ion binding. Gene Ontology annotation, biological process: peptidyl-proline hydroxylation; regulation of translational termination. Lineage: Eukaryota; Fungi; Mucoromycota; Mucoromycetes; Mucorales; Choanephoraceae. The annotation marks the transcript as partial. Gene Ontology annotation, cellular component: cytoplasm.
AUGGCCAACAAGAGACAAAAGCUUGAUAUAGACUACAAGGACAAAUUCUAUCAAGGUCUUUUUGACCAAAGUUCGACUGAAAAAAUCGAAAAAGCGUUCAAGGAAUCUAAACCUUACCUUCAUUGCAAGAUUGAUCAUCUUGUCAACGACACACUUUUACGCAAAGUUCGUCAAGAAAUCCUUUCUAACUUGCAUUUCACUUUAAAAGAAACUGAUAUUUACAAGGUCAAUCAAACAGGCGAUUUAGCUAAUUUAGAUGGUCUUCCAAAAAAUGAACUUGAACAACUUUCAAGUCUAUUUGAACUUCGUAAUGCUAUUUAUUCAAACGAAUUCCGUCACUUUAUCUCUCAAGUCACUGACUGUGGUCCUCUCUCGGGUUCCAAAAUGGACAUGAGUAUCAAUUCCUAUAGAGAAGGCUGUCAUUUACUAAACCAUGAUGAUGUGAUUGGCACACGUCGUGUCUCUUAUAUUCUUUACUUGACAGAUCCUGAACAACCUUGGCAGCCCAAAGAAGGUGGUGCCUUGGAACUUUACCCUGUAAUUGAAAAAGGUACACCUGCCAAUGAACCUACUGUUGUCAUUCCACCUCAAUGGAACCAAUUUGUGAUGUUUACUGUUCAGCCUGGCCAUUCUUUCCAUUCAGUCGAAGAAGUUGUGAGUUCUCGUAACCGUCUAAGUAUCUCUGGCUGGUUCCAUAUCCCUCAAGAAGGCGAAAUUGGGUAUGUUGCCAAUUCAAAAGAUAGUGAUGCUGCCAAGUCUUCUCUUGAACAACUUCAAGAACAAAAAGACACAAGUGAUAAUUUCACAAAAUACACCAUCGAAAACCCUCAAGAAGAAGAGAUUGUGGGAUUGACGGAAGAUGUCUUGGUUGAUUUGGCUGAAUGGAUGAAUCCUCAAUACCUUGAUUUAGGUUUGAUUUCACAAAUGUCGGACAAAUUUCUAGAAGAAUCCGCUAUUCAAUGUAAAGAAAUCUUGAAUGAAAAGACACUGGCUCAAUUGAUCAAGGCCACCACAGACAUGGAUCAGAAAGACACAUUGACAGGCCAAGAUGGUAUUGCUCCUCAUGGUACAGGGGUAGGUCAUGGUUGGAGAGUAGAAGGACCUCCUCAUCGUUCUCGUUUUAUGGUCUACCAAAAAGAAGGAGAAGAGGAUCCUAUUUUUGAUUACCUUCAGCGUCAAUUUGAGUCUGAAUCAUUCCGACUCUGGUUGGCUACACUCACUCAGCUCUUACCUGUGGGUUACCGUGGUCAAGUACGUCGUUUCCGCCCAGGUCAUGAUUAUACACUCGCCACCACCAACACUAGAGGUCAAGGGGUAUUGGAUGUUACUUUUUGCCAUGUUAAUAAGCCUCAAGCAUGGGAAGAUGGAGAAAAAGGUGGCUAUGAGUGUUACAUGGCUCCCCAUGAUGAAGAAGAAGAUGCGGCUGUUUACAAGGCAGCUGACGAAGAUGGUGCGCUUUUGACCUUACCUGCUGGUAGAAAUGAAUUAUCGCUCGUGCUUAGAGAUGAAGGUAUCAUGCGUUUUAUUAAAUAUGUGAGUGCCAAAGCACCUGGAUCUCGUUGGGAUAUUGCAUUUGAAUAUGAUUUGCCCGAAGAAGACGAAGACGAA